AUGGCUGAAAGACAGGUUGAUGCCCAUGCGUCAGGUUACAAGACUCAUGUAUCUUCGCCUUCUUCUUUGUCCUCCCGUAGCAGGCGAGGGUCCCCUGCCCAUGCCUCUCCGCCUCCAUCUUCACGUAGACGUGUGAGUUCACCUAUUCAGACACCUGAGGCAAGAGAGACAUCCCAGGCCCAAGCGACACUGGGGGAACUUGAGGCAUCUCAAUCCCAUGCGGCACUUGAGGCAUCUCAGUCUCAGGCGACUGAGGCAGCACCUACAGCACCUCAUGGUUUCAAAGGAGGCCUAUUAGACUUAUCACUACUGUCUCUUUACCCUGACCAUGUUGAACUUUAUCCACUAAAAUUCAUCAACCAUGUGCGGAAGAUCACUCGCCUAGAAGAUCCCAAUGAGCCGUGGUUUCAGAAACUUUUGCAGUUAUCAGGGAUUCGAGACUUGAGUAAAGCUAGUUACAUUACAGCUGACCAUGGUAAGCUUAAUGCGUUUGUGGAGAGAUGGCACAUGGAGAUGUCAUCAUUUCAUCUAACACAUGGUGAGAUGUCUAUCACACUGGACGAUGUCUCAUGUGUGCUUUCAUCUUCCGAUUAA
This is a messenger RNA of Vicia villosa (hairy vetch), 594 nucleotides long. RefSeq lists its product as uncharacterized. The record is from RefSeq and is a predicted model, not a curated record. Lineage: Eukaryota; Viridiplantae; Streptophyta; Magnoliopsida; Fabales; Fabaceae. The transcript is spliced from 3 exons. Bases 1 to 594 code for a protein of 197 amino acids.